AUGGGACAGUCUGUUACCACUCCCCUUAGUCUGACUUUAGAUCAUUGGACUGAAGUUAGAACUCAUAAUCUUUCAGUUGAAGUGAGGAAAGGCAAAUGACAAACUCUCUGUUCCUCUGAGUGGCCGACCUACAAUAUAGGAUGGCCAGCAGAUGGCACUUUUAACCUGGACGCCAUUGGGGCCGUGAGAAAUAUUAUCUUUCAGGAAGAAGGCAGACAUCCAGACCAGGAAUUCUACAUCCUAACCUGGCAGGAUUUGGUCUAGAACCCGCCUCCUUGGGUCUGGCCCUGGAUACCGACCGGCUGUCCUCCUUCAAGACCGACUGUCUCCACAUGGGUCCUGACAGCUGAGGCGGUGCCGGACCCUAAGAUUUACCAAAUCACCCAAACAAACCUUCUACUUCUUGAUCCCCCGCCUCCUUACCCUCCUGCCAUACCCCCUGCCCUUGCUCCUUCAGCUCCCCCGGCUCUGCAGGACAGGGAAGUGGGAGGGCCAGCAGCCGGAACCAGGAGUCGGCAGGCAGCCACCCCAGAUACCACUGUGGCACUGCCUUUGCGGGCCGUCGGACCACCAACUCCUCCUUGGGACCAGAUAAUGACCCGGAGUCAUCAGCCCCUUCAGCCCCUUCAGUAUUGGCCGUUCUCUUCAGCCAAUCUCUAUAACUGGAAGGCCAAUCAUCCUCCUUUCUCUGAGGACCCUUCUAAACUAACCUUGGUAGAAUCUGUAGUCUUUUCCCACCAGCCAACUUGGGAUGAUUGCCAACAGCUGUUGCAGACUCUCUUCACCACUGAGGAAAGAGAGCAUAUCCUCCUGGAAGCCAGGAAAAAUGUCCCAGGUGACGACGGUCACCCUUCCCAGCUCCAGAUCGUCAUAGAAGACGGCUUCCCAUUAGCUCGUCCCAACUGGGAUUUCAACACGGCUGACGGUAGGGAGCAUCUUGGAGUCUAUCGUCAGGCUCUGGUGGCUGGUCUCUGAGGGGUGGCUAGAUGCCCUACCAAUUUGGCUAAGGUAAGGGAAGUAAUUCGGGGGCCGACCAAACUUCCCUUGGCGUUCUUCAAACGGCUUAUGGAAGCCUAUAGGAGAUAUGUGCCGUUUGACCAGAUGGCUGAAGGACAGAGGGUCUCGGUACUCAUGGGCUUCAUAGACCAAUCAGCCCCAGAUAUUAGGAAAAAGUUGCAAAGGUUAGAUGGCCUGGCUAGGUAUACUCUGUCUGACAUAGUCAAGGAAGCAGAAAAAGUUUAUAACAAAAGAGAAACAGAGGAAGAAAAAGAGCAGAGAAGAGCAAAGGAGCAGGAAGAGAGAGAGAACAGGCGAGACAAAUGGCAUGAAAAAAAUAUGAGUAGAAUCCUGUCCGCUGUAGUCAAUGAUAAGAAAAGAGGCUAGGAUAGAGAUAGAGUUAGGAAGACAGGGAAACGGGGCAACAGGCCACCCUUGGAAAAAGAUCAAUGCACCUACUGCAAGGAGAAAGGACACUGGGCCAAAGAUUGUCCCAAGAAGAAGGGACCAUCCAAGAAGGUCCUGGCCCUUGAGGACGAUGACUGGGGGUGGGGACGGGGCUUGGAGCCCCUCCCCAAGCCUAGGGUAACUCUUAAGGUGGAAGGGAAACCUAUUGACUUUCUGGUAGACACUGGUGCCCAACACUCAGUCUUGUUGCAACCAGGGGCGACUUUGUCCAAAAAGAAGUCCUGGGUACUUGGGGCCACCAGAAAUCAGCAAUAUUCAUGGACUACCCAAAGAAUGGUGGACCUCGGUGUGGGCCAGGUAUCCCUCCACUCCUUUUUAGUCAUUCCAGGAUGUCCUGCUCCUCUGUUAGGUAGAGACUUGCUCACCAAAAUAGGAGCACAGAUCUCCUUCACAGAGGAGGGGCCCCAGGUGACUGACCAGCAAGGGCAGGUCAUCCAAGUACUCACCACGCAAAUUGAGGACGAACAUAGACUGUUUGAGAACCCUCCUCCCACCUCCUCGUGACCCUCAGAGUGGCUGCAAAGGGUCCCCGGGGCAUGGGCUGAAACUGCAGGCAUGGAGUUCGCUUCUAGCCAACCUCCAGUGAUGAUAGAACUCAAGGCUUCUGCCACCCCAGUUUCAGUUUGACAAUACCCUAUGAGUACAGAAGCAAAGAACGGGAUCAGACCUCACAUAGCCAGAAUACUAGAACUAGGUGUUCUGAGAAAAUGUCAGUCACCAUGGAAUACCCCCUUGUUGCCAGUCCGAAAGCCCGGCACGAAUGACUAUCGCCCUGUUCAGGACUUGAGGGAAGUCAAUAGGCAGGUACAAGAUCUUCAUCCGACGGUGCCAAAUCCAUACAAUCUCUUAAGUUCACUCCCUCCUGACAGAGAUUGGUACACUGUCCUGGAUUUAAAGGAUGCCUUCUUCUGCUUACCACUGAGCAAAUCUAGCCAACCCAUCUUUGCCUUUGAAUGGAAAGAUCCGGACUCUGGAAUGUCAGGACAACUCACCUGGACUCGGCUGCCCCAAGGAUUCAAGAACUCCCCCACCAUCUUUGAUGGAGCUCUACACCAGGAUUUGGCACCCUUUAGGGUUGCCAACCCUCAGGUAACUUUGCUCCAAUAUGUUGCUGACCUCCUGGCAGCAGGGAGCCAAGCAGACUGUGAAAAAGGGACUGCAGCCCUAUUGAAGGAAUUGACCUGGCUGGGCUACUGCGCAUCGGCUGAGAAGGCUCAAAUCUGCCAAAGCCAAGUAACUUACUUAGGAUAUACCCUUAAAGAGGACAGAUGGUUGAUGGAGGCACGAAAACAAGCAGUUACCCAGAUCUCCCCUCCCAAGACGGCCAGACAAGUUUGGGAAUUCUUGGGUACAGCCGGCUUCUGUAGACUAUAGAUCCCAGGGUUUGCCUCUCUGGCAGCGCCCCUCUACCCUCUGACCAAAAGCAAUGCCCCUUUCAUGGGGGGGGGGCAGCAACAAGCCUUCAACGAGAUAAAAAGGGCCUUGACAGCCCCAGCACUCUCCCUGCCAGACGCCUUUAAACCCUUCUAUCUGUUCGUGCAUGAACAAAAAGGCAUUGCAAAAGGGGUCUUAACCUAGAGAUUGGGCCCCUGGAGGCGUCCUGUGGCCUACCUAUCCAAGAAAUUGGAUCCGGUAGCAGCCGGAUGGCCCCCCUGCCUUAAGAUCAUAGCAGCAGUAGCUCCUUUGCUCAAAGAUGUGGACAAACUGACUUUGGGGCAAACUGUCACUAUUCUGGCCUCACAUGCCCUGGAGAGCAUAAUACGCCAACCUCCAGAUCACUGGCUAUCUAACGCUCAAAUCACCCACUACCAAAGUUUGCUGCUCAACUCAGACCAUGUCAAGUUCGCUCCAGCCACUCAGCUCAACCCUGCUACACUCUGGCCGGACCCCAACCCUGACUCAACUGUUAUCCACGACUGUGGGGAGACCCUGGCAGAACUGACCGUGGUCCGAAAAGACCUUCAGGACCAACCUUUACCAGAUGCCAAGGUAACCUGGUUCACAGAUGGGAGCAGCUACCUUCUGGAAGGUAAGCGAAUGGCGGGGGCAGCAAUAGUGGAUGGUGAAUGAGUUAUAUGGGCCAGUAAGUUGCCUGAAGGAACUUUGGCUCAAAAGGCAGAACUCAUUGCCUUAACUCAGGCUUUAAAUAUGCCGGAAGGAAAAAAGGCUAACAUCUAUACUGACAGCCCAUAUGCCUUUGCUACUGCUCAUGUGCAUGGGGCCAUAUACCAGCAACGAGGGCUAUUGACCUCAGCAGGAAAGGAAAUAAAAAAUAAAGCGGAAAUUCUUAACCUCUUAGAUGCCCUCCACAGGCCCGCUCGUCUAGCUAUUAUUCACUGCCCUGGCCAUCAAAAGGGAGACUCUCUCGCCGCCCGAGGAAAUCGCAUGGCAGAUAAAGAAGCAAAAAGGGCUGCCCAAGGAUUAGACAUAAUGGUGGCUCAGACAGAAUCAGAACCUGAUGCUACCCCACGAGCCAUGACGCUCACUUAUACUAAACAGGACUUAAAGGAGAUGACCAAACUAAAUAAGAAUUUCAACCCAGUCUCCCAGCAGGUAUGGGAGACAGAAGACAGGAAGGUAAUCCUACCCAAGGAACAGGCUAAAAAGAUUAUAGACCAGACCCACCGGUUGACACACUUGGGAGCCAAGAAAUUAAUUGACAUAAUCAAAAAGACUAAUUAUUACAUAGUAGGUCUACAAGAUCUGGCUGAAGAGAUAGUUAAGCAAUGUAUACCGUGCCAAAAAGUAAACGCACAAGCAAACAACCUAGAGCCAGGUAAAAGACUACGAGGAAAGUGGCCUAGAAUGCAUUGGGAAAUUGACUUCACAGAACUUAGGCCUGCCAAGUUUGGAAACAAAUACCUUUUAGUGUUUGUGGAUACUUUCUCAGGUUGGGUGGAGGCCUUUCCCACCAAAAAAGAAACAGCAACUCUGGUGUCCAAGAAGAUUCUGGAAGAGAUUUUUCCCCGAUUUGGGUUCCUUGGGUUUCCAUCAGGUAAUGGCCCGGCUUUUGUUCCCCAGGUAAGUGAGGAGGUGGCCAGGACAUUGGGGAUUGAUUGGAAAUUACAUUGUGUAUAUAGACCCCAAAGCUUAGGCCAAGUAGAAAGAAUGAAUAAAACUCUAAAAGAGUCCAUGGAGACUGGCUGUUCUGACUGGAUGAUGCUCCUGCCACUGGCCCUGUUCCGAGUUCAGAACUCCCCUUUCAGAUUCAAGCCAACCCCUUUUGAGAUUUUGUUUGGAAUACCCCCUCCACUAAGCCAGAUGGUCAGUCAGACAGACCCUGUUUCGAUUGGUAAUUAUGAUUUGUACAGCAGGUUGAGGGCCCUACAAGCUGUCCAUGCAGAACUGUGGCCACUGGUUUGGGAAACUUAUCACCCUGCCGAAUCCCAAGCAUCUCACCAAUACCAGGUGGGAGACUCGGUCUACAUGAGGCAACACCGAACCACCAACCUUGAGCCGCGCUGGAAGGGACCUUACAUAGUACUCCUGACCACUCCCACUGCCAUCAAGGGCAAUGGAAUCACUGCCUGGAUUCAUGCUUCUCACGUCAAGCCAACACCGCUACUGACACCCAGAUGGAAAGCUGAAAAGACUGACAAUCCCCUUAAGCUUCGCUUUCGCCGCUUGCCUGCUGUCAACCCUUCCCGGGACCAGGGGGACCUCUAGCCCUCAUUAACCUCUGAAC
This is a messenger RNA of Psammomys obesus (fat sand rat), 5149 nucleotides long. RefSeq lists its product as uncharacterized. Gene Ontology annotation, molecular function: RNA-DNA hybrid ribonuclease activity; nucleic acid binding; zinc ion binding. The record is from RefSeq and is a predicted model, not a curated record. Gene Ontology annotation, biological process: proteolysis; DNA integration; virion assembly. NCBI's taxonomy places the organism in Eukaryota, Metazoa, Chordata, Mammalia, Rodentia, Muridae.